Numida meleagris (helmeted guineafowl) is the source of this 2004-nucleotide messenger RNA. It is a transcript of the gene CLK1, whose product is annotated as CDC like kinase 1. The transcript is spliced from 13 exons. The record is from RefSeq and is a predicted model, not a curated record. Bases 369 to 1901 code for a protein of 510 amino acids. NCBI's taxonomy places the organism in Eukaryota, Metazoa, Chordata, Aves, Galliformes, Numididae. Gene Ontology annotation, biological process: protein phosphorylation; regulation of RNA splicing. Gene Ontology annotation, molecular function: protein tyrosine kinase activity; ATP binding. Gene Ontology annotation, cellular component: nucleus.
CCCCCUAGGUGAAAGCAGUGUUCCAGACAGAAAAAACUCUCUGCCAGGGGGCUGAAGACAACGUUUUGGUUUCUCUUAGCAGAAGAGCCCAGCAGCUUUCCGCAGACGUACGCGCCCCCCCUCUGCUCCCUGUGGAGCGGCAGCGGGCGUGCAGGCACGGGCAGCGGGCGGGGCACUGGGGGAGCGCCCCCGCCCCCUCGCCACGCUCCGCCUCAGCCCCGCCCCGCUGUGUGACGUACCGCCCGCUUCACAAGGUUCCGCGGUGCCGCCAUUUUGUCGUGGCCGAGAGCUGAGGCGCGGCGGUAGCGGCGGCUUCGGAGAGCGCGGCGGCAGCUUCGGAGAGCGCGGCGGCAGUCCAGACUGCUGAGAUGGGAAGUUCCCAGCGCAACAACCAGCCCGAGUGGGGCGAGAAGGAACGCUGGGAUCGGCGGCGCGGCGGCAGUGAGCGCCAGGGGAAGCGGAGAUCGCCCAGCGGUGCCCGGGAGAGCAGGCACUACAGGCACGAGAAGUCCAGACGGCCUCACAGUAAAUGUUCAGAAGCCAAAUCCGUAAAUGACCGGGAGCACCACAAGCGGAGGCGCUAUGUGGAGGAGUACAGGAAUGAGCACGCACAGGGCUAUGACAGCGGGCAGCAGCACCGCGAGCACGACAAGAGCGACCACUGCCACCACAGCAGCAGGUCCUUGGGCCGCAGCGGGAAGGGCUGCUACAAGCGGUGGUACAGGACACAGCACAGCACCUGCCACCACCACCGUCACUCACAGAGGAGUCAUCGAAGGAAAAGAUCCAGGAGUGUAGAGGAUGAUGAGGAGGGUCACCUGAUCUGUCAGAGUGGAGACGUACUAAGUGCAAGAUAUGAGAUUGUUGCUACUUUGGGUGAAGGUGCUUUUGGAAAAGUGGUGGAAUGCAUCGAUCACAAAGCGGAGGGUAGACAUGUAGCUGUGAAAAUAGUAAAAAAUGUGGAUAGGUACUCUGAAGCAGCACGUUCAGAAGUACAAGUACUGGAACAUUUAAAUGCAUCAGAUCCCAGCAAUACAUAUCGCUGUGUCCGAAUGUUGGAAUGGUUUGAGCAUCACGGACAUGUCUGCAUUGUUUUUGAGCUAUUGGGACUCAGUACCUAUGACUUUAUUAAAGAGAAUGGCUUUUUGCCAUUUAGGCUGGACCACAUUAGACAGAUGGCGUAUCAGAUUUGCAAAUCUGUGAACUUUUUACAUUUGAACAAACUGACACAUACAGAUCUGAAACCAGAAAAUAUUUUAUUUGUCCAGUCUGAUUAUGUAGAAGAGUAUAACCCCAGACUGAAACGUGAUGAGCGCACGCUAAAAAAUCCAGACAUCAAAGUGGUGGAUUUUGGGAGUGCAACGUAUGAUGAUGAGCAUCACAGCACUUUGGUGUCUACGAGACAUUACAGGGCUCCUGAAGUUAUUUUAGCAUUGGGAUGGGCACAACCAUGUGAUGUUUGGAGCAUUGGAUGUAUUCUCAUCGAAUACUACCUUGGGUUCACGGUAUUUCCGACUCACGACAGCAAAGAGCACCUGGCAAUGAUGGAACGAAUACUGGGGCCUUUACCAAAUCACAUGAUACAGAAAACUAGGAAAUGUAAGUAUUUCCAUCAUGACCAGCUGGACUGGGAUGAACACAGCUCUGCAGGAAGAUACGUCGCAAGGCGCUGUAAGCCACUGAAGGAAUUCAUGAGAUGCAGGGACGCUGACCAUGAGAACCUGUUUGACCUCAUUCAAAAAAUGUUGGAAUAUGACCCAGCUAAACGAAUUACACUUGAAGAAGCACUAAAACAUCCUUUCUUCUUCCCCUUGAAACAAGAGAAAAGGAAGCUAUCUCCUGUAGCAGAGCAGGCCUGUCCAGAUGGUAUCAGUCCACCAAAGAAACAUAGAAGAUUUUAAAUAUUUAUUAUGUAUAGUUGUUUUUUGUAAAUGUCCUAUUUUGUAUUAUGAUUUUUGGAUACUUAAUGCAGUUGUUGAAAUAAAAGGUAUUUAAGGAAAAAAA